AAAAACGUAUAAAAAGCGAAAAUCCUCUUAAUUAUAACAAUGAAUACCUGGAUCGACUUGAAGAAACUAAAAAUAGUUACCUUCGAAAUAUAGCAAUCAUACAAAAGUCGAUUGAAACGAAAAGAUCUUCUUUACCUCCACUCUCUCCUGAAAAUAUCGCUCAUCUCGAAAAACAAUUAUACGAAUUACCAAUAAACGGAGAAACUCUGAAAAAAGUAAAGCAAGAAGCAGAAAAAG
Molecule: messenger RNA, 237 nt
Organism: Ambispora gerdemannii
Lineage: Eukaryota; Fungi; Glomeromycota; Glomeromycetes; Archaeosporales; Ambisporaceae
Source: the annotation of a GenBank genome assembly